Pelodiscus sinensis (Chinese soft-shelled turtle) is the source of this 2887-nucleotide messenger RNA. It is a transcript of the gene PRDM12, whose product is annotated as PR/SET domain 12. Gene Ontology annotation, molecular function: histone methyltransferase binding. The record is from RefSeq and is a predicted model, not a curated record. Gene Ontology annotation, biological process: regulation of gene expression; neurogenesis. Gene Ontology annotation, cellular component: nucleus. Lineage: Eukaryota; Metazoa; Chordata; Testudines; Trionychidae.
AUAACCAAUUAGGAGGGUCACUGCCGCUCAUAUAUAGCCCGGCGCCGCGGCUGUGCCAAGAGGAAUCUGUCGGGGCUUUCGGCCGCCAGAGGCAAGGCGCCCACCGCCCGGGGCUACACAGCGCUCGGCCGCUCGACGUCCCCCGUGCCCGCCGCGCCCCCGGGUCUCCGCCCAUGAUGGGCUCCGUGCUCCCCGCCGAGGCGCUGGUGCUCAAGAGCGGGCUGAAGCCGCCGGGGCUGUCGCUGGCCGAGGUGAUCACGUCGGACAUCCUGCACAGCUUCCUCUACGGCCGCUGGCGGAACGUGCUGGGCGAGCAGCUCCUGGAGGAGAAGGCCAGCCACAGUAGCCCCAGGACGGCCUUCACGGCGGAGGGGCUGGCGCAGUCCUUCUCGGGGGAGGUGCAGAAGUUAUCCAGCCUGGUCCUGCCCUCAGAAGUGAUCAUCGCCCAGAGCUCCAUCCCCGGGGAAGGGCUGGGCAUCUUCUCCAAGACCUGGAUCAAAGCUGGCACCGAGAUGGGCCCUUUCACCGGCAGGGUCAUCUCGCCGGAGCACGUGGAUCUGUGCAAGAACAACAACCUCAUGUGGGAGGUCUUCAAUGAAGACGGCACGGUCCGCUACUUCAUCGACGCCAGCCAGGAAGACCACCGCAGCUGGAUGACCUACAUCAAGUGUGCCAGGAAUGAGCAGGAGCAGAACUUGGAAGUGAUCCAGAUUGGGAACAGCAUAUUCUACAAGGCCAUUGAGAUGAUUCCACCAGACCAAGAACUGCUGGUCUGGUAUGGGAACUCCCACAAUACUUUCCUGGGGAUUCCGGGUGUGCCGGGCUUGGAGGAGGAACAGAAGAAGAACAAGCAUGAGGACUUCCACACGGUGGAGACCGGCGCCAGCACGGCCGGCCGCAUGCGGUGCGUGAUCUGCCACCGCGGCUUCAACUCCCGCAGCAACCUGCGCUCCCACAUGCGCAUCCACACACUGGACAAACCCUUUGUCUGCCGCUUCUGCAACCGCCGCUUCAGUCAGUCCUCCACGCUCCGCAACCAUGUGCGCCUGCACACCGGCGAGCGCCCCUACAAGUGCCAGGUGUGCCAAAGUGCUUACUCCCAGCUCGCUGGACUCCGGGCUCACCAGAAGAGCGCCAGGCACCGACCUCCCAACGCCUCCCUGCAGUCUCACUCCCCAGCCUUGCCCGGGCCCCACCCUGCCUCCCUGGCACAUCACAUACCUACCAUGGUGCUGUGAGCUGCUCUUGAAAUGCCAGCUCUCGGGCAGCCUUUUCCAGCUGUCAGAGACUGGCACUGAUAACGCUGAGGAAUUUGUUGGCUUCAGCCCUUCGGGAAGGGGGAGGGGGGCAGAGGCAGUGAGGGGGGCAGAGGCAGUGAGGACGGGGGUCAAGGCCAAUUUCUUAAUUAAACAGUUUGCUGACAAAGUGCCACCUCUGUUAGAGCAUUGCCAUUCCCUUGGGGCUUCGUGUGUGACAUGGUCCCAGCCCCAUGAUCCAUUCUCCCAGCUGAUCAGUCUGGGGCAGGGAGCAUCAGGGCUCCAGCCCUAGAGGAGGCUGUGUGAUAAGCUUUGUUAUCCCUGAUGUUUGGCAUCAGGCCAUGAGUGGCAUAAAUGCAUUUAGGAGGAUAAACCCACCGAGAAUUAAAAAUAACAUGAACUCUAAUAUGAAGACUCCAGUAUAUGCGGUGGGGGAGAAAGAGCCAAAAUGCUGAUUUGGGAAACAUUUUCCAAUGGAUUUUGUGUUUCAUUCAGUUGGACGGAGGGAACAAAAAUGGCUUUCCUCUCUAUUUAAGCUAGUACAGCUGGAAGGCCGGAGUCAUUGCUUGUUGGGUGUGGGCACCAUUCUGUUGAAGUCAAUGCUGCUGUGCCUGCUUACACCAAUGGAAAUUUUGGCCUCCAAGCUGUGUCUGCACUGGGGAAAUGUACAAACCCUAUUCUGAUGUAAGUGUUGGAGGAGGCAAAGUAUGGAUAAAGAUCACGGGGCCAGGCUCCAUUCUUGCCCCCAUGUCUGUUUGGUUUGGCGUCCAUGCUAGACCCCCAGCUGGUCCCCAUGCCAGUUCAGCUGACCCACUAUGUUCCAUGCCCAGCUGGUCCACUGUGCCACAGUUAGCAGCACCAGUGGGCAGAAUCUCUUGUAAAUUUCCAGAGACUCAAGCAAAUUAGUUCAAAAUCUUCAAGAGGCUUCAUCCCUGCCUGUAAAAUCAAAGCCCCGGGUCUCAUGGCUAAGCUGUGCACAAGUUUAUUGCACACAGUCCACAGAUCUGAGGUUCCGCCCAGGCAGCCAUGUGGGCAUGCAAAGUGGCAAUUGCAGCAUCAGGCUGUUGGUGAAAAUUUGCCCCAUUCUAUGCUCGGGAAAGGGAGAAUCAAGCAAGUCGCCAAGUGUCAACAAAAACAGUUUUCCAGGAUACGUGUGAGUUGGGCUGGUUAGAAAUGCCCCACACUCCGCUCACCCUGCCAAGGCCACCUUCCGCAUUGCAUGGAUGGUCCUCCUCUGGAUCUUCCGUAUAGCCGUAGCUGUAGGGUCCAUUAGACUCUUACCUCUACUGCCCUCUGGAGACCAGACAGAAGUAAUUCCUUUGGUCAAACCCUACCCAGAAUACAGUCCGGAGCGCCCCCUUGAGUCCUGUCACUAUUAUGAACCCAAUAAGAGGGGUUUGUGAACUAAAAUUUAAAAAGCCUAUUAUAAUAUUAUUAAUUAUAAGUAUAAGAUGUAUAGAGUUUUCACAAACCGUGUUUUACUUCCAGGAAACGAUUGUCACUUUACCUUUGUAAAUAUUUAUGUAAAAUAUUAUUUACAAAACUUUGAUAUUAUAUAUUAUUUGAUGGUAUAUGUACACAGCUGUAAAUACAUUUGUACCUCUCUCGCUUGUAUUCUAAAUAAAAAUUAC